CUCAUUUCUAGAGUAAGGACUUCUUACAGGAAGUGAUUCGUGCACGUGUGUUAGGAUACAUGGCUUCCCGAGCUACUUGGGAAUAUAGAGGGGAUUCGGAGCACGGGCACGAAGCGUUGCUUGUCCAGUUUUCCAAUGGAAGCAUCCAGUCUCCAGACAGUGUUAAUUACACCUUAUAUAGAAACAAAGAUAAGAAAAAUGAAAAUACAAAAAGACAGAAUAUUUUGGUUGCAGAAACAGAAAGACUGAAUUAUGUUGGAAAUAAUUUUUCCUCAGAUGCAGCAUGUAAUUCUCUCUGCAGGUACUUUGUUGGUGUUGUGAACAAAGAGACUAGGAAAAUGGAAGUAUAUGAUGCAGAGCAUUUUACUAUGCAUCCAUUACUGGAAGGCAGCACUAAUAACACAUUAUCAGCUGCAGAUGUGACUGAACAGACCAGCAGGACAUACAGGGAGAAGGUUGAUGCCCUGAUAGAAGCCUUUGGUACCAACAAGCAGAAACGUGCCUUGAAUUCUCGCAAAUUAAACCAAGUUGGCAGUGAACUUUUAAGCAAAGCUAUGGAAAAGGCUGCAGGAGAUAUCAUAGAAAGCAGAGGAGCGUCAGAGUUGAUGAAAGAUGCUGUAAGCAAUGAAGAACAAGAGUAUUCAUUGUUUCUGCCACCAUGUAAUGCUAAAGCAGACAAACUUGAGGAUGUCUACAAGCUUGAUAACGUUAUCUCACCUGUGGAAUAUAAGUUGCUUGAGACUGCCUCUGAAGCCUUUAGGAAUCUGACUACAGAGGAGCUCCAGGAUAUGACCGAGAACAAGAAGCAUGGACUGUUUGUUCUGCAAGAGCUUCAUGGACUUAAAGAGCAUAAGGAUGGAAACGUUCGUGACCACAAAGCCCGCUGCCUCUGGUACUUGGAUAAAUUAAUUCAACUAAGUCAGCUCAAGGCAAUCAAGAGAAAAGAUAUCUUAACUCCAGACUGCCCACCUGCAAUAUGCUCAAAACUAUUGCGAAAUUUCACUGUUGAGUCUUUUAAAAAUGGCAGAAUACAGAAUUCUGUUUCUGCAACAAUGAUGUCUAAAGUAGUGUCUUAUGUGAUAGCUUUGGCCUUGCAUGUCACCGACUUUGAAGUAGACCUGACAUUUUUACAGAGAGAUAUGAAGCUAAAAGAAGCACGGAUUCUUGAGAUCGCUAAAGCCAUGGGGUUGAAAAUCAACAAGAAAAUGGCUUUUGUGGGAGGUUUGUGUGAAGAAGGUCACAAAUUAGGAGUACUAACGAUUCCAUUGGUUGUGUAUAGGCCUUCAGGACGAGCCCUGAAACGAAGGAAAACAUAAAUAAACAUGGGAGUUUGAAGAUGAUUAGUGGAUAUUUAGAUGGACUUAUACAUUCUGGAAACAUCUAAAUGUUUUUUUACAAUGGCGCUACAUGAAAGCAAAUAAUAAAAACUAUAAAUGUA
This is a messenger RNA of Bombina bombina (fire-bellied toad), 1438 nucleotides long. It is a transcript of the gene POLR1E, whose product is annotated as RNA polymerase I subunit E. The record is from RefSeq and is a predicted model, not a curated record. NCBI's taxonomy places the organism in Eukaryota, Metazoa, Chordata, Amphibia, Anura, Bombinatoridae. Gene Ontology annotation, cellular component: RNA polymerase I complex. The coding region runs from base 60 to 1316 and encodes 418 amino acids. The transcript is spliced from 12 exons. Gene Ontology annotation, molecular function: DNA binding. Gene Ontology annotation, biological process: RNA polymerase I preinitiation complex assembly; nucleolar large rRNA transcription by RNA polymerase I; transcription elongation by RNA polymerase I.